Felis catus (domestic cat) is the source of this 2431-nucleotide messenger RNA. It is a transcript of the gene WNT7B, whose product is annotated as Wnt family member 7B. The record is from RefSeq and is a predicted model, not a curated record. Gene Ontology annotation, biological process: multicellular organism development; cell fate commitment; canonical Wnt signaling pathway. Bases 503 to 1564 code for a protein of 353 amino acids. Gene Ontology annotation, molecular function: frizzled binding; cytokine activity. Gene Ontology annotation, cellular component: extracellular region. The transcript is spliced from 4 exons. NCBI's taxonomy places the organism in Eukaryota, Metazoa, Chordata, Mammalia, Carnivora, Felidae.
GUUGGGCGGGGAGGGAGGGGGGUACGGGCCUAGGCAGUUUGGGCAAGCCUUGGGGGCGGCUCCUGUCGCACGCUCCGGUCAGCCUCCCCUUUAAAAAACCCGCCCGCAGAGGAGGCGGAUGUAGGGGCGGCCCGUCCAAUGGCAGCUGCGCGCCUCGAGAGACUUGGAGACUUGAGCCAGAGCGAGCGACAGAGCCGGUUCCGACCGAUCGACGGACGGAGGGCUAGACGGCCGCCGAGGCGCACCCGCUACCCACUUGCCGGUCCCCCGGUCCCGCGCUCCAGCCCCAGCGCCCGCCGCCGUCCCAGCCCCAGCUGCAACGCGAUGCUCGGCCCUGGCGGCGGGGCACGGACGAACCCUGCGCCGGGGCCCGCGCGCCCGGGUGCCUAGCGCCUGGUGUCGCCGCCCCACCUCGGGGAGGGCCGCGGAGACCCCGGCCUCAGCUGGCCCAGGCGCGCCGCCCGCGGGGCCCGCCAAGCCCUUCCAGGAGCGCCGGCCCACCAUGCUCCUGCUGUCUCCGCGCGGCGCGCUCCUCUCCGUGUAUUGCCCGCAGAUCUUUCUGAUCCUGUCCAGCGGCAGCUACCUAGCGCUGUCGUCCGUCGUGGCCCUGGGAGCCAACAUCAUCUGCAACAAGAUUCCUGGCUUGGCCCCACGGCAGCGUGCCAUCUGCCAGAGCCGGCCCGAUGCCAUCAUCGUGAUCGGGGAGGGGGCGCAGAUGGGCAUCAACGAGUGCCAGUACCAAUUCCGCUUCGGACGCUGGAACUGCUCCGCCCUGGGCGAGAAGACUGUCUUCGGACAAGAGCUCCGAGUAGGGAGCCGGGAGGCCGCCUUCACCUACGCCAUCACCGCCGCCGGGGUGGCCCACGCGGUCACGGCCGCCUGCAGCCAGGGCAACCUGAGCAACUGCGGGUGCGACCGAGAGAAGCAGGGCUACUACAACCAGGCGGAGGGCUGGAAGUGGGGCGGCUGCUCCGCCGACGUGCGCUACGGCAUCGACUUCUCCCGGCGCUUCGUGGACGCCCGUGAGAUCAAGAAGAACGCGCGGCGCCUCAUGAACCUGCACAACAACGAGGCGGGCAGGAAGGUCCUGGAGGAGCGCAUGAAGCUGGAGUGCAAGUGCCACGGCGUGUCGGGCUCGUGCACCACCAAGACGUGCUGGACCACGCUGCCCAAGUUCCGCGAGGUGGGCCACCUGCUCAAGGAGAAGUACAACGCCGCGGUGCAGGUGGAGGUGGUGCGGGCCAGCCGCCUGCGGCAGCCCACCUUCCUGCGGAUCAAGCAGCUGCGCAGCUACCAGAAGCCCAUGGAGACGGACCUGGUGUACAUCGAGAAGUCGCCCAACUACUGCGAGGAGGACGCGGCCACGGGCAGCGUGGGCACUCAGGGCCGCCUGUGCAACCGCACGUCGCCGGGCGCGGACGGCUGCGACACCAUGUGCUGCGGCCGUGGCUACAACACCCACCAGUACACCAAGGUGUGGCAGUGCAACUGCAAGUUCCACUGGUGCUGCUUUGUCAAGUGCAACACCUGCAGCGAGCGCACCGAGGUCUUCACCUGCAAGUGAGCGCGCGCGCGCCCCCGCCGCCGGCACGCGCGCGCCCCCGCCCCCCCCUGCCCUGCUGGCUGCGGGGUGGGGGGCGGCGGGGAGCUCAGGGCGCGGGAGGGCUGCUCCCACCGGCGCCCCCUCGCUGCCCUCGGGGGCUCCUUCCCGCCUUUCUCGUCACUUCCGGUGGUCGAGCGCGAUGCCCAGAGGGCAAGGCCGAUGGCACCGGUGUCCCCGGUGGGGCGCCCUGCGAAUUCUUGUUCUUUUCUCUGGGGAAUUGAACCCCAAGGACACACGUCCUGGAAAGCGAAGUGACGACAAGACUCUGAGUGUCCCCCUCCCCCACCUUGUGGCACGGACAUGGAUGUGCCAUGCCGGCUGACCACCCCCGCCCCCUUCCCGCGGGACUUUUUCCCUGGCCGCAUCAGCCACAGGGCUUCCCUCCCCCGGGUGGUCUGGGCAGAUGCUGACACAUUUUAUUUAUGUUUUCUUAGUAUCAGAAAAGGAUUCUUAGCACUAAGGCAUAGCCAGUCCUAACUCUGUACUCCGUGUUAGCACAUUCCCUUGUGGCCCUCUGCUCCCUGUCCCCGCCUCUCUAGACCCCAGGGAGCAUCUCCGUGCCCAGCUCCCUCUUGGCCCUGCCCCCAGGGGGCCUCUGAGGGGAGCCACCGGCAGGGAUCCUUCUUUUUAAAAAAAUCACAUCCAACAAAUCAAAGUGUCACCUAUGUCAGGUUCCAGGAGUGCUGUGUUCCCUCCCCGAUGCUGUCACCCUCCCGGUCCCCCCUCCAGCCUGGCACCCAGUUUACAGAGCCCCCUGCCCCCCUGGAGCCGGCUGAAACCCUAGGACAGCAGUGUGCUGGUGGCGGGCUGGUGGGGUGGGGGUGGUUC